CGCUGCAAGUGGGUACUUAGUGUGAAAAUGUCACUUAGACCUCGUAACGGGAUGUGUAUUACGAACAGACUCAAUUUCGCCAGCAAAAAUCUUUUUCAGAGUAUUUUUAUAUAAUACAAAUAAGGAUGUUAUCGAUCCGCACAAAUUUGUGAUGUAUUAUAUUCAUUCUUUCGUUCGUUCAUUCAUUAAUCACUGCAAUGUCUGGAUAUUUAUUAAGAUGAAGAGAUAAGUGGAAUGGGAGCCUAGACCAACACACUUACCAUGGCCAGAAAAGGCGACUCCAAUCGGUGGUUCAACAUAGCAGUGGUGGGGCUCUCUGGAACCGAGAAGGAGAAAGGAGCAAUAGGGAUUGGCAAGUCAUGCCUGUGUAACAGGUUCAUGAGAUCCCUGGCAGACGACUACAGUGUUGACCAUAUCUCUGUGUUAAGUCAGACGGACUUCAGUGGAAGAGUGGUAAACAACGAUCAUUUCCUUUACUGGGGCGAAGUGAGCAAAGUCACUGAUGAAGGAUAUGAACUUCAAUUUCAAGUUGUUGAACAAACUGAGUUCAUCGAUGAUGCUUCAUUUCAACCUUUCAAAGGUGGGAAAAUGGAGCCGUAUAGUAAAAGAUGUGCAGCUACUAAGUUAACAUCAGCUGAAAAACUCAUGUAUAUAUGUAAAAAUCAGUUAGGUAUUGAAAAAGAGUAUGAACAAAGGGUGCUGCCAGAUGGCAAAAUAAGUAUAGAUGGAUUUUUAUGUGUUUUUGAUGUAAGUGUAGUACCGAGCCGAACUUUGGAAAAACAAGUAGAAAUAGUUACACUGAUUCUAAAUAAUAUAAUGAAGACCAAGAAGCCAGUGGUGUUGGUAACCACAAAAAAUGAUGAUGCAAAUGAAACCUAUGUCAAAGAAGCAGAGAAGUUAGCAGCCAGGAAAGAGUUUAAGGGUGGCAUUUUAAUGAUUGAAACUUCAGCCCAUGAGAACAUCAAUGUGGAUCUAGCAUUCAUCGCUUUAGCCCAGCAGAUCGACAGGGGCAAGGGACGGUCUAAGAUUGUACCAUUCGUAGAGGCUGCUAGGGCUCGUAAGGAAUUGUUGGAUGCUUCAACUGAGUCCUUCAUGAAUCUCAUCAGAUCUCAGGUGACAGACUACAGAGCACUUUGGAGCCAGUCAGCUAAGAAAUUUGCUAAACAUGAAGAGUUUAUGGAGUUCACUCGUUUGUUCGGUAUUGAAAGUACUCAAAGGCUGUUUCGCCGACAUGUCAAAAAGCUCAAAGAUGAACAUCUGGCCAAAAGAGUGCAAGGUUAUAUGGAGAUGUUACCUGAUAUCCUUCAAGAAAUGGUGCCAGAAAUUUCAACAUUAAGGGAUGGUGACUGGCCGACAGUUCAACAGCACAUCAAAAACCAUCCAGACUUCAACCACUACUUCUACAAGAGUCCAGAAGACAUUCCAUGGACGGAGCUGGACUGGGAUGAAGAUGGAGAUGGUACCAAAGAGACGAGAAUCCCUUAUGAUGUUCUGGACACUGGUGAAGCAGAAACUGUCUUCCGCAACCACGCAAACUCCCUUCAGCAAGAACACAAGAGAUUGGAUUCUGUUGACAGAUGGAAGAAGCAGUUCAAGCAGUUACUGGAGGACACGGGCUACGUAACUCCUGGCAAGUCUCUCUCUGAAGUACGAGUUCUUUUCAUGGGACGAGAAUGUUUCGAAGCACUAUCUGAAGAUGACUGCCACUACAUAUACGACAAACACCAAAAAGAUAUCAUUGAGAAAGCGAAGCACAACUUCCAAGAACUGCUGCUGGAACAUGCAGAUUUGUUUUACCACUUCAAGAGCAUAGCUCCUACUGGCACAAUCACUCAAGAAGACAUUAAAGAAAUCACAGAUGCUUUAAAGGAAGAUUCAAGGUACAAGGCGCUGGAUCGCCUUGACCAAGAUCGCAAGUUGAUGCUUUUCCAGCAUUUAGGUUUUGUCCACUGCCCAAUUAGAGAACACUGCCCGGCUUUUCCAAAUUGUAUGGAUGCAUUAAUAGAGAGAGUACUUAGUAAUAAAGCACACAGGCCAUCUUCUUGGAACCACAGUAAUCAAUGGCUGCUCAAUUCCGACAGCAACCAGUUGAACUUGGUUAUUUUGGGACAAAAAGGAUUGGCUGAAGAGCUUUCCAAUGAAAUAAGAGCCCAGUGUGAUGAUGAUGAGUAUGAAAUAGACUGCCAUUUGUAUUGCUUAGAGUAUAGAAUAAUUGAUGGGGAUGUAAGUCUGCCCCAGAAUUCCUUCCAGUCAAUAGACUUCCUCCCUCAUGGUUGUUUUUGUGUAUACUCAAAUUCAGAAAGUUUUGAGUAUAUUCGUGAUAGUUUGGAAAAGACUUUACUCUCCAAUCUGGAGCAAGAGGAUCGCCUGCCAUUCCAAGGCCUUCCUAUUGUUAUACUUUUUGUAGCUGACAGCUUAGUUGAAGAAAAUGAAAUAAUAACACUGAGAGAGGAAGGCCAAAGCCUUGCUGAUAGCUUGCAGUGUCCAUUUAUUGAUGUGUCGCUGGAAGAGGUCAAUGGGGAACACCGGUUCAACGCCUCUCUUGUUGGCAAUGCACUCCGUCAGCUGGUCCUAAGCAUCAGACAUAGGGCUGGCUUCAUCACUGUUUACCAGUCAGUCAUGGAAUGUUCGGAGCCUGACAUCAGGAUUAUCAUGUGCAUGUUCUGUGGAGAUCCAUACUCUGUAGAAAAUGUCCUCGCUCCUUUGCUGAAUCACCAGUGCUGCUUUCUCAGUGGAGAGCGCAGUAUCAUACUUGAAACAUUUCUUGGCUCCUCUAAACGUAAAGUCGAGGUCAUUAUUUCCUCGUUCCAUGGUGCUAACGCUUUUAGAGAAGAACUGGUUCAUGGUUUCAUCCUGGUGUAUUCGACAAAGAGGAAAGCGUCAUUAGCAACACUGAAUGCGUUUUCCAUGAACAUACCCAAUCUUCCUAUUCAAAUAAUGGCUGUGACUGAUAGUGGAGGUGCCAAUGCUUUCUUCAGCAACGAUCUUAGUCACCAGCUGAUAACAGAGGGCAAUGCUACUGCUGACCGUCUCCAGGCUCAUUUCAUGACUUCUACUUCUAACUUUCAACAAAAAACUGCAUUUUACACCCCUUUCUUCAAAGAAGUUUGGGAGAAGAAGCCAGAGAUUGAACAAGCAUUCCACAUGGAAGAGCCGGCCCACCCUCCUGGAGAUGGAAUCCAUCCCCUGCCACCUCCUCGUCAUGAGAGCUAUCUCAUCAAACUGGGCUCCAAUGAUGGGUGUGAUAUGUUUGGGGCAGACGAUGCUGAACAGUUGUCUAGUGGGACCGAGGAUAGUGACACUUAUUCUCUCAUCGACAAUUACAAUCAAGAUAAUGACGACUGUCCAAAGCAAGACAGCAAAUCUACAAGUAAACUGAGUCAAGGGUUCCAGGUCUACCCCCCACCUACCACUCCCCCUGAGCCAGCUCCCCCUGAUCAUUUGGUGAAGGUUUCUUCGCUUCAACUCGGAUCCAACACCAGCUUGGAUGAAAUCACAUCUGACAUAAGUGGGUCCAGGGAAUCACUUGCUACACAUGAUUCAGGCUGGGUAGAUGAUUCUGUAUUCAUGCAACACACUGAACAUGAAGAUGGUGUAUGGAUCAACAACUAUUCCCAGCAUGCAUUUACCACAGGUCGAAGACACACGUCCAAGUCCAGAUACAAAGGAACGAGCCAUACAAUGAAGCAACCAGGGAAGUUGAACAUGAAAGACUACACCCUAGUAACUGAUGCCAUUGCAAGAAUGAAUUUAGGAUCUAAAGACUCAUUGCGGGUAACAAAAAUGUCUAAAUCCACCUUUGGUCAUGCACCGUUAGCGACUCCGGAAAACGUUGACUUGGGUUCAGAGUAUGCUCAGGUCAAAGAUGCUGUUGGAAAUUUAUACUCGUCAUAUGAUGGGGAAUAUUCUUACACACCAGUACAAGAUGCUUUGACGGGUACAAGCAAGCACAAGACAAGGCAUAGAAGGGAAAAGGGGAGACAAGUGAUGUCGGAUUCAGACAGUGAGUGGAGUUCUUUGGAAAGAAAGCAAAAGACAAACAGCUCAGAAAUGUUCUCAAAAGUGAGCAGAAAACCCACUACGCACAAGAGAGUCAGAAAGAAACGAACAGCGAUCCCAGUAGCAACUCCCAGAGUGCCUCCUUUCAACGCACCUCCACUCUCUAGCAACGGGCCCAAUCCACCCUUACCUCCAACCGACUUCAGCUACCGCUUUAAAAGCCAAGACAAUAAAACCGAAACUCUCGACAAAUUGGGUAAAGUGAAAAGUGACUGCGGCUCUGAAGAAAGUGGGAACAGUGAGCCGGACAUUUCUACUACUACUUGGGUGGCCCCCCUGCCUAUCCCCCCCUUGCCCCACAGCCGUCCUCGGGCCCCUGUCCCCCCCCUCCAGUCAUCUAAGUUCAAGAUGGAAGGAAUGGGUCAUGACGAGGAAUCUAGUCUUGAUGUUUCUUCUCCGAGAGAUCCUAGAGACUCACCCCUGUUUGGAGGGAUUCCUAAGUCAAAAGACGGUACCAAGACUUUAAGAAGAAAAGAAAAACAAAGAGCCAAAGAGGAAGAAAAAUUAGAGAAGAGACGCCAAAAAGAAGAAAAAUUGAAAAAACUAGCUGAAGAAAGGGAAAAGAAAAAACAAAAACCCAAAAAUGCAACAAGUUUGGGGAAAGGCUUUGGCCAGUCUACUUUGGAACAGUUAGCCCAAUCUGAAAGCAAUGCUGUACCAAUAAUUUUGGAGAAAUGUGUCCAGUUUGUAGAAGAGGAAGGCCUAGACUCUGAAGGAAUCUAUCGUGUUCCUGGCAACAGAGCUCAUGUUGAACUCCUUUUCCAGAAAUUUGAUGAAGAUCCAAAUGUGGACAUAAAUACCUUGGACAUUCCUGUCAAUGCUGUCGCUACUGCUUUGAAAGACUUUUUCUCUAAACGUCUACCGCCAUUGUUUACAGAGGACCUAAUGGGUGAACUGGAGGAUUUAUCAGUAUUCAUUUCAGUCAAAGGAGACAAAAGUUGUAGACUUCUAGCCUUGAGGAGUCUUUUGAAGAAAUUACCACCUGUAAACUUUGAAGUUUUGAAAUUCGUAUUCCACCAUUUUGUAAGGGUGUCUGAAAACUGCAAGCUAAACAGCAUGGACUCCAAGAACUUGGCUAUCUGUUGGUGGCCCACCUUGCUCCCCAUAGAGUUUAGUGAUAUGGGUCGUUUUGAACAGAUGAGGCCUCAUCUAGAAGACAUUGUACAAACCAUGAUAGACCAGUACCCUUUUCUAUUCUGCGGGAAAGAAGCUUUUGUCAUGGUUUGAACACGUAUCUUUGUAUUCACAUACUUUUUUAUCGACAAGACGAUUUAUUAUACAUACUGUGUUUGAUAUGAUAAUGUGAAUAAGAUCUAACUACUCGCUUCUCUUGGCAUGUUACGUCCAUUCCACUACAGGUCUAUGUAUCGGUGUGUAUUGUAUGUAUUAGAAUAAGUCUGUUCUUCGAUAAGCCGCUAAGAACAUUCAUGAUGAGCCAAAGAUGUUUUAAUGACGGCUAUAUAAUUUUUGUAGAAUUACUGUCAUAGAAUAUAAAUAUAUAAAUACUUUGAUUAAUUUAUUGUUAAGUUAUGUUUUACCUAAUUUAUUUUGUCGUCCGAAAGUUUCUUACUCGACACUUGUAAUAAAAAUAAUGUAAAUCUUUUGUACUAGGAUUGAUACUGCAGGAAUAAAUUUAGAAUUGUAAAGCUUUAUAUUUUCUACUUAAUAAUAUGAAUUUGGUUAAUAACUCGUAAUGAUUUCUGCUUCAGUGAUUGUCUUAAUGAUGGCUAGAUGGAUUCUGUAAAAUUUUGUGAAUUUUGCACAAUUCUCAGUUUCAAAUGAUUCUCAUGAUAAAAAAAAUUGAGCCAGAAAUGCAUUGAAUCACUUCAAUUUAUAGAGGCAUGUUGAUAUAAUGAAAUUUUACCCCUGAGCUCUGUUUUGUUCAAAUACAAAAACUUGCAAUAUCAAACUUUUGAACUAUUAUACUGCCUUAUUUCUGAUCAGUGGUUUUUUUUUAUACAUAUAUAUAUAUAGGUGCAUUUAUUUUUUACUGUCAGUGUUUUUCAACACAGUGACUUUAUUUAAUAUUAGUUUAGAUUAUAAAUCCUGAUGCAUUUAAAAGGCUUGUUGUAAUACAAACAACAUGUGAUUGUUUUUAUAUGUUUUUGUACCUUCAGUUAUUCCUUAAUUUAGUCAAUAAAUUCUGUAAAUUGUUAUAGCAUUAUUGUACAGUUUAUGUAAAUUUAUGUGUUCAUUCGCUUUGCAAAAUCAUUUUAAUAAGUUAAAAAAAUUGUAGCAACAUGAAAAACUAGCAUAACACCAAUUUCAGAGGCAGCUAGCUAAAAUAUGAACAACAGUAAGAGCCAAGAGCCAACAAGCAAAUAUGUUGUAAUUGGUUCUCAUUCAAUAUGGAUAGUGAUAUGGAUGAGUCAAAAGAUUGUAUAGUUAACCGAGCUGUGAUAGUUUUAAGUUUUCGCUUCAAUUCCUUGACCUAAUGUAGGCCUAUCUCCAAUGAUGGGGCGGACCCAUCCGGUCUAGUCGUUAGUGUAUCCUGUUUAUUUACGUUAUGAAUUUGAUUAUCGAUUUUUUAUAAUACCACCUAAAUCUCAUCAAAAAUUAGAUCUUAACACUAUAAACCUAAAUUUAAAAAAUUAUCAUCAAAAUAGUGACCUUAUCUAGCAUUUCCUGUAAUGUAGUGGGUUAGUUGCUGCGGUUUUAUCAGUUAUGUUUACCCUGUUUGUAUUGUAUGUUUUUUUACAAUAAAUUUUUAACUAUGUA
Messenger RNA from Macrosteles quadrilineatus (aster leafhopper), 6777 nucleotides. It is a transcript of the gene RhoGAPp190, whose product is annotated as rho GTPase-activating protein 190. Gene Ontology annotation, molecular function: GTPase activity; GTP binding. Gene Ontology annotation, biological process: signal transduction. Lineage: Eukaryota; Metazoa; Arthropoda; Insecta; Hemiptera; Cicadellidae. Bases 262 to 5286 code for a protein of 1674 amino acids. The record is from RefSeq and is a predicted model, not a curated record. The transcript is spliced from 31 exons.